Molecule: messenger RNA, 4484 nt
Organism: Amoebophrya sp. A25
Lineage: Eukaryota; Dinophyceae; Syndiniales; Amoebophryaceae
Source: the annotation of a GenBank genome assembly
CAGGAGCGGGUUUUUCAUUCCAUUGUGUUAUGAUUACUUUCCAUACUCGUGAAUUCUUGGGACAUAAAAUCUGGUGAUCCACUUGAUUUCAAUUUCAUUUUCAUGAUUAAUUAUUAAUAUAAUUAUGAUUUCAUCUCACACUCACGGUCACGACUCUACUUUCGCUUCUCUAUUCCCCUGUUGCAUCAUCACUUAGGCUCGCGGGUCGUUUAGGUUUACUAGGCUCGUAGAAGAUAGAAUACAACCACCCCGCAAGUGCAUACAGCAUGGUCUGUGCGGGUCAAUAUUACCUCUCGCUCGAGUAAACGUCGAGUGGGAGGGCCCCGGGGUGCUGAAUUGCGGACGAAUGGGUGCUCGUUGUGAAGAGGACAAGAAGGUCGCAGCAAAGCGUUCUGCCGUGACAUUUGUUUGAAUUGUGUCAACACGUUUCCAGUCUCUGUGGAUUAUCUCAGCCUUCUAUCUUUUGUCCACCAUCUAGACUUUCGUAUUCGUCGUAUUCAUCUUCUUCCACGAUCUGAAGAAGUCGAACUUCCUCUAUCGUCCAGCAUCACGGAUACAGGAUUUCAUCGUCAUCGUGCCUUCUUGAAACUAAGCACCGAAGAUGAACGCGAAUACGUCAGUGCCUGUUUCGCAUAACUCACUGCCGACCAAUGUGGUCAGUGUGCCACAUGAGUCGUCGGCAUACUGCGAAAAAACGCCAAUGGAACUCGCAGUGCUCAAUGCCGGUGGUAGGGCUUACGACGGUUGCGAUCACUGCCCGAUAUGCCUCAUGCUCCUCAAGGUACAGCUCCCGUUGAUGUUAUUCAUUUUACCUUAGAAUCCGUUCGUUGUUUUUGCCAUAGUACUAUAACUUACAAUUAUAGAAGAUGCAGGAAUACGAGUAGGAGAAGAAGCUAAUCGCCGUAUAAGGUAAGUAGACAGAUUACAUUGCCGAACCAACGUCUAAAAAACAGGUGAGUUUGGGCAAGAAUCCGGUGACGAGUCUCUUCGGUAUGACGACACGUGACCCUUUACUGCAAGAUAUCGUUUCUAGGCUCUUAAAAUUCGAGAUAUCAUCCCAGGAGGAACGAGUUGACACAUGCAAACGAGGCCUUUGCAGGUACUGUCGUGUCCUCUGUUUACUUCUCCUUUGACCUUGUCAUGUUCUGCUUACAUCCUCGCUCUAUACUGCUUCGUCUAAAAAGUAUUCUCUACUUGUUCCUCUAGUACGAUUUGCAUUCGGAUUCGUCCAGUCUUCACAUCUUCUGCAAAGAAAUGUCAAAUGUGGCAUAAUACACUUUCAAGUUCUUCAAUGCUCAGCGAAAAAAAGUCUUGCAAUCCUCGCCUGUUUCCGUCGCAAUUCUGACAGACCCACUCACUCUGUCCACCCAAAAAACUUGAAUACUCGGGGUCGGUAGUAUAUGGCAUGGGCUUGCAGUUGCAAGUCAAUCAUUUUGUGAACCAGCCUCCUGAGUACACGACUGCUCACUGUUGCUUUUACUAACUUGUCGCUUUUACAUCGGACUAGUACGGCGACGACAUCAACUUCAACAUGUGAUGUACCGUGUUUGUAGGUCACCAAAAUAUACCACGACUAACCGAUGCGAUUUUGCUGUGCUGUUCUUUCUUCUUCGUUUAUGGUUCAGGAAACUAUUGAAUAGUAACUUAUCAAAGCUUCUAGUUGCUCUCAGUUAACUGUUAUGCGUCUUCUUGCCACUCCCAUGUCAGCAGCCCAAGAUAGAAGGUCAUCGGAAUGUAGCACCCUCGCCAUAAAAUUUGGUAUGGAGGUUUCGCGGUCGUCCAUUGCCAGGUCUAGAAUGACUGCAAACGCUCAAGAGCUUUCCCUCGUCUUAUUUGAGCAGGAACGACGACGCGCUUUUCUCGCUUAGCUACUUUGGCUUCCUCCCCGUCGCUGCUCCUCUGGUGCCCUUGCCUUUCUCCGCUUAGGUUCUAGUAUUGCUACGCAGGCUUGCCUUUGUUGCAUGGAGUCCAGAUUUCCGAAUGCCGUCCCCUGCUUUCCUUGCGUCCUCUCGGACAGAUGAGCGAGAUGCUCAUUCAGGACACCGCUUUCCCUUUCAUGCGGAACAACAUCGCAGCACUCCUAGCACUCUUGAUAGUGGUGCUGCUGUAGUUGCGAGAGGCUCUUGCUGCGGAGCACGAUUACAUUUGGAAGGAAAACGUUUCAACUUUCUUUGCAUGUCGACUACAGUUUUCUGUACAAUAGAUUCGUAAGCGGUGGUGGACACAGGAGCGUUCGAUAUCUGAGAAAUUCCUGGCGUGAUUGUGUUGUUCCUGCCAUCUUGCUCCCGCCGCCAGGCGGUUGUCACUCGAAGCCGUAUACGUUUCUCAUACAAGCCUAUCAGCAGUUUAUCACCGCGUGCGCGUCGUGCUAUUAACUACGAACACACUACGCCUUGCUACUUGUUAUGUGGUUUGGUCAUUUUCCAUUAAAAUGAUGGAUCGGGGUUUGUGUUUUCUGAAGACUGCAAAAGCAGUUUCAAGACAUUGAUUAGUGGAAGUGCUACUAUUUUGAGGAAAAAGUCCACUGGAAGGAGUGAAUGUGUUAGUACAUAUAAGUCAUCGUUUUUUUUCUGUUUUAUUAUUCUUUCAUUGGGUCUCUGAUCAUCUGAACUUCUGACACCUUAGCGCAACCUUUUUCCACUAACAUAAACGUAACCCACUGAAUAAAGAAUAGUAGAACACAGGGACUAAGCUUAACUUUCCCGAGUCUGCUAAAGUUUACUAAGUUACCUCAAGUAGAUCAAAACAGUUAUUAUUCUUUCAUUGGGGAAUACAGACUCACCUGGAUUUGAAUCGUUCAAAAAGGCGAUAAAAAUAGAAUUUUUGGUUUCAAAAUUGAAAUUCAGAUUCAGUCAAUAUUUUUUUGUCGUUGCUUAAUAUCAUGAUUUUCUAAAAAGUGUAAAUGUUGAUUGUAUUGCUCUCAAAACUAAAUUUUACACGCUGUUUCCACAUCUGGCUUUAAUUACAACAGGUUCCACGCUUUGCACUACAAGCUUUAUGUGCACCGAUUCAACAUCGAUACUAUGAUAGCGAUACGCGAAUUCGUUGAUACCGCGAAAGUGCUUGACGACGGCACAAUCGAGCAGAUAUUCGCGAAUCUGGAUAAGCUGGAGGCGAUUUUUGAGAAAAACGUCACCAAGUAUUGCACUUUCUUUCCAGAGUUCUUUGGUCUAAUGGUAAUGAUGACGAUAGAAUUGCUCAUUGAGUAGAGCAGCUUCUUGUUGCUUAUUUUUUCGUGCUAUCAUUCUUUCAGCAAUCGGCAAGAACUAGAAAAUCACCAGGUGGAUAAAGGACAUGCAGGCACGGGUUCUGCAUACCUUUACCGAAAACGUCGAGAAAGAAUUCAUUUGUCUGAAGGGUGAACUGCGGAAUCGGCUUCGUGCGAAGGAGCUCCAAUUGGAAAAGCGUAUAGAAGACAUAUACCAGGAGAAGGAGGAGGCCCUAGACGAGGCAGAAGCGAGGCUGCAAGUGCAGAUGCAAGCAGAGAAAUUCAAGAAAGCGAAAUUCUGUCUGGACACAUAUGGUAAGAUUCUUAAGAUGACGUUGGCUGGGUGUGGGUAAGGAUCGUAGAUUUGGUAAGAAAACUCGCAUUGGGGUGUUUGACAUCAAUCACGACUCCAAAGAAAUACAACUAGUUGUACUCUAGCAGGUCUAGAUUCCAUCGCAACGAACAUCAUUAUCAUCCUAAUCAACCUUUUUAAUAAUAUUUUGCUCAUGAUGUAGAUGACUACUCAUACGACCAGGUCGCGUGUAUCGGAGUGCAAGUUCAACAGGGCAACCGAACUUGUUGCAUUUGAUGCGUCGACAUGACGAUGACGAGCGCAACGUGGCUUCGAAAUUUGACGAGGAGCUUCGCGCUCAGUACAUUCGCAAGGUAGACAAGGCCAAAGAAAGGCAGGAACGUGAUCUCGCUGUUUGGAAACAGAAAUUAGAUGCGCACCGUAAGCAAGAGUACUGUGUGGUACGCGAUACGACUGAAAAAUUUCAGCGCGGAAAGCAGAACCGACUGCAGCGGCUGCGUGAUGUUCAGGUCAGUGAAGCGAAAAAAAUCAUCGACGACUUCCGAAAGCACGCUGUGCACAUGCGGUCACUAGCGAUGCGUCGUGGGGUCAGCGUCCAGACAACGACGUUGAGACCGAUCACACCAAUAAUAUUAGGGUACCGUAUAGCAGUUUUGAAAGAUGGAAAUCAAGUCAGACGUUUACUGUACACGACGUAGCUUUCGGAAGUGCGGCUAAGCAGCUUGUUGUUGUUAGACUUAAUCGCACUGCACCUCGACCUAGUCCCAUGUAUAAUUUUUUUUGCUUUACAACGUUUCAGCUUCAUUUGCCAUUCUUGCCUUCGCUUUAAAUUACAAGGUACAUGCUGUUGGUCCUGAAGCGAGCGCUUCCACCGUCACUGCACUCGCGGACAAUAAUGAAGGAUGGCAUACCUUUACAUGACAGCAAAGCGGGAACUGUUUUAGCGCAGUUCGCAGCCUGGAU